AUGCGGGUCAGAAAUUUCAGCAUAUAUCUGCGCGAUCAGGGCUUCCUGCGCCAUGGGCACCUCAACGUGCUCCGUGGAAUGCGCCUAGGGAUUGACGCGGUAUACUUCUUCCGCUCGUUGAAAGGCAUAUGCGAUCCGCUGAGUGAAGUGGGAGGUAGCCUGGCACCGACGUUCGUCGGCGUAGUAGAGGAAAAUGUGGCACAACUUGAAAGGUUCGGUAUACAGCCACUAUUCGUAUUCGAAGGAAUGCAGUCCAAGUCACAUAUCUUGCUAUCGGCACAACUUAUGACGCUCAGUGUAGCCGAAGGAUGGCUCGCCUAUGCACGAGGUGACAUGCAAAAUGCAGUUGGAAAGUUUCUGCAAACAAGCCUAAUUUUCAGCGAAGAUCUUAUACAACUACUGAUACGCCUACUACGCGAUAUGGGAAAAGAUGCCGUACGCUGCCCAUAUUUCGCAGCAGCACAACUCAGCUAUUUCUGCGCUGAGGGAACGGUUGAUGCUAUUCUGGGACCGCCAUCACUCAUGUUAUUCGGUGUACCCCGGUGUGUCGUAUCUGUAGAAUUCCCAAGAAACGCCUUUGAAUGGAUAGAGCUAAAGGAGGUACUCACAAGACUGGAAAUCACUCACCCACAGCUAGUUGAUAUAUGUAUACUUGCAGGAACCGAACAUUGUCUGAGCUUCCCUUCGCAAAAUGCAUUCUCAUUCGCGCACUGUGUAGACAUGAUCAAACAGGCACCUAUUACAAAACACCUAUGCCAACUACCACAACGUGACUCACUCAACGACUAUAUAGAUGGCUACUGUGUUACAAAGGCACUAAUAACGUACCCUCUGAUACUAGACAAGAAGGGGGUGGUGCGCCCACUACAAAAGGGUGCAAAGAUACCCAUCGACUACCACAAAAUAGUCGGCUCCAAAAUACCCCAUGGAAUAUACCAUCUACUAGGACAAGGUGUAAUCAGCCCAAAAAUACCGGUUGCCUUGUCCACAGGAGAAUGGGUUGACGACUUCAGCCUUGCCGAUACUAUCGAACUACGUGAACUGCUACAAGACAGCCGUGAAUACAAGUGCAGGGCACUAGGACUCGCUGUAUUCAGACUUGACCAUACAUACCAGUCUCGUCAAAUCAGGUUCCAGGGACAUAUCUCCUUCAUCAAGGGUCAUCCGCCAAUUAAACAGAACUCAGUAGCCGUUAUUCCAAACACUUGUAGCACGCGCAUGCUCUCGCAACAAGGAAUGGCGGAACUGGCUGCAGAAUUGUCAAGGCAAAAGAAAGGAAAGGUAGAUGUUGAGUUCAUACUAACGUGGCACUUGAAACUCUCUGCGAAAAUGCUAAAGGAAGUUACACCCCUCAUGGCUUCUGAAGCCAUGGUCAACAUGCUCGUCGUCCCAAACGGGGUAAGGAAACCAUCACAACAAGAUAUAUACAGAGCAAACAUGUGGUGCGUUUUACUAGACAACUUGGGAUACUUCGCACGCAUGGGUGGUGCCACGGCUUUUGGCAAGGUGCUAGCAAACUCGGGACUGGGGAUCAGCGGACUAUUUUUCAUGGAAAUAUUGAAAUUCGGAUUGUUCACUGGAGAAGAAUUCGAACUACCGGCAGACUCACACAUCUCACAUGAAGUAAUGAACAGGUACAGAGGAACACUGCCUCAAGAUGUAUAUGAGGUGAUCAACCUAGUGUCGCGUAUUGCGUGCCUUCACCCCGCUACCCUAGAUGGCUCACACUGGCGGGGAGACAUUGACUACUCCAUUUCAAACUACAUGGCCCACGUCAAAGUACUGCGAAGGAGCGUAAACUACCUCAUAGAAGGAACUCUAAUACUUAUGGGUGGGUUAGUCGAUGGAGUCGACCCGCCCUAUCUAUACGAAACUAAUUGCUUCAUGGGCAUCGUCAUUAAGUGGCUGUUAACACAAGAAAACGAAAGGCGGGACGGACCUGGUCACACCAACCUCCUAGAGGCUACGCAACAAAGGUUCCCGAACAUAACUGAGAUGAAGCAAAAUCUACGGUCGUUCGCCAACUUCUGGGCCAAAAUAUCUGCGCUGCUGCAUUCACUUAAAAUGUAUGUGCACAUAGAAUCUCUGGCGACCUUUGACCGUGGAACCAAACUGCUCCAGGCGUCACUUGGGAAGUUAGGCAUCAACAUGCAUAACGUACACCAGUGA
Babesia sp. Xinjiang is the source of this 2169-nucleotide messenger RNA. RefSeq lists its product as uncharacterized. Gene Ontology annotation, molecular function: 5'-flap endonuclease activity; 5'-3' DNA exonuclease activity. The transcript has a single exon. The record is from RefSeq and is a predicted model, not a curated record. Gene Ontology annotation, cellular component: nucleus. The coding region runs from base 1 to 2169 and encodes 722 amino acids. Gene Ontology annotation, biological process: DNA recombination; mismatch repair. Lineage: Eukaryota; Apicomplexa; Aconoidasida; Piroplasmida; Babesiidae.